Prunus avium (sweet cherry) is the source of this 887-nucleotide messenger RNA. RefSeq lists its product as uncharacterized. NCBI's taxonomy places the organism in Eukaryota, Viridiplantae, Streptophyta, Magnoliopsida, Rosales, Rosaceae. The record is from RefSeq and is a predicted model, not a curated record.
GAACACAGCAGAAAACAGAAAGUUUGCUUAUCAGAGAUUGGAGCAUUGAAAUGAGCUCAAAGAAAACUCCGCCAAGGUUUAGGGCUGUAGGGCAGCGGUCACUUCCUUCAUUAUUCUCGUCUUGCUCAAAAAAGUAGUAAGCGGAAAAAAAACAAAAACCCAUAUUAUAUUUUUUGUAAUAAAUCUUCUAUCUGUCGUGUUUUUUUUUUUUUUUGCGCGUGAAAUCAGUGUCAAGGCUGUAGAAGAAUAUCCAGAUGGUGGCUCGCAUGUGCCCCUCUCGGAACGGAAGCCUCACCAGACUUCUGGAAAACCCACGGCAGUAAAGCUGGGGUUGACAAGCGCAUUGCAAGAAAGCAUUUCACAAUGCUUGGAGGUGAUUCAGAACCCAGCCAGACAAGAAGGAAUGAGAGUUUUAUAAGCAAGGAGAAACCAGGACCUGUUUAUAACUACAGUUUUAGCGGCGGUGGCAAACACUCUGUAAGAAAACAUUUCACAGUGCUUGGAGGUGAUCCAAAACCAAAACCACAAGACUACCAGAAAAGGAAAAGGAAUGAGAGUUUUGUGAGCAAGGAGAAAGCAGGACCUGCUUAUAAUCACUAUGCAAAUGGGUGUGGCUGGUGGGACUGCGACAGGGAAGGCAUUGACAAUGAAGAAGUAGGCCUUAAUGAGGUAUGGGAAGUAGUGGGCUGUACCACAUUGGGAGGAAUAGAAUGGCAUUGAUAUUUGGCUCUAGAUAUCAUAUCUUAAUGAUAAUAGAAAACUUGUGUAUAAUACUUUGUCAUUUCUUUCCCAUCCCAGUUCCCACCCCAUUUAGUGAUGUCUUGUGUAAUUUAAGGUUUAUAUAUUGUAUUGUUUUAACUUUUAGCAUGAGGAUAUCUUUUUAGCAA